This is a messenger RNA of Rhodofomes roseus, 1947 nucleotides long. RefSeq lists its product as uncharacterized. The coding region runs from base 218 to 1741 and encodes 507 amino acids. The record is from RefSeq and is a predicted model, not a curated record. NCBI's taxonomy places the organism in Eukaryota, Fungi, Basidiomycota, Agaricomycetes, Polyporales, Fomitopsidaceae. The transcript is spliced from 5 exons.
GUGACUUUGACCGCUACAGCCUUGACAAAGCCACUCACCACGACCUGCACGACGGCUUGAACGCGCAUCGAAAGCUGCAAAACUCUACAUCUAGCUAGCGUGCACGGAUCGCAUCUCACUUCGCACAAAUUGCCCAGCUCAAUAUUAACCUGGCAUACCCCUACUCAACGACCACUUCAUUCAAGUACUCAGUCGGCAUUCAACUCGCGCCUGGUCCAUGAUGUCAGUGCCAACGAGCGGCAUGCACGAUGUGGUACUCGAAAAGGACAUGUCGAUCAACCAACGCGGUCUGGUAGAUACCUGCUUUGAAGAGGGCCAAUAUGAGGCUGCCGCGGUCGUCUUGGACCAGCUUCGCUCGCCGAAGUACAAGCCCCACCCCUCUCACAUCCGACACCUUGUCUACAUCGCCCUGUAUCCUCCGUCGGAGACGGAAGACUUCGACGCAGACAAGAUAGGCAGCGAGCCAGCCUCGCCUAGCAAGCUCCUCUCGCGCCAGCAGAAAACCACUUUGCUCCCGGGUCGAGCAGCGAGAGAUGCCGCAGUGAAGCUGCUGUUUGCCUUCGCGCAGACCAACACGCCCGGUGCGCUCUUCGCUGCCUUGCCCAGAUACGCAACUGGGGAUAACGGCGCCGCCAAUGGAAUCCAGGAAGAUACGGACUCCUUCAUAUCGAGGCAGUCCGUGAAAGUGCGGAACGCGAAGGAUUGCUGGGCUAUAUUGAGGGAAGGCUUCGUAAGGCCAACUGUGGAGGAGGUCCAGCCGUCGAAGCGCAAGGGCUCCAGUCGCGCGCGGCAAGUCGAGGAGCAAACUCGGACGCUGGAAGAAGAGGGUGAGGGCCAAGGACAUCCGGCCCCGGUGGGUGAACAUGCGUGGCCAGUUUUGGAGUGGAUUGUCUGCUUGCUGGAGAUAGACCAGAAGAUAACUGAGGCGAGCGGUCAACCGGUAUACUCACCGUUAUUGGUGUCUCAGAUACCACCACCGAGGUCCGCCCAGAGUGCCCGGUGGGAUAUUGAGAACCCAUUGGAUGUUAUGUUUCACUGCCUGAAAGAGAGUGGCCUUCGACAUAGAUCACUGGGAAUCCGCCUCCUUACCCUGCUUGUCAAUCUCUCAGCAACGACGUUGGUCGACCUCCCUCUAUUUUUGAACGCAAUUGGAAGUCGGCUAUUUUCACUGACUAUGGACGAACUGGGCUCGCUCUUCGCCGCGCUACCAUCGUCAGCGACAAUGCUCCAAUUCAAAGUACUGCUCUGCCGGAACUACCUUACCGACUUCGGAGCUGGAUCCGGCCAAAGCAGCACCCGCCCAAAGCCCCAAGCCCGCGGGCAGCAACGCCCCGCUCCCACUCGCCGCAAACAGACCGAAGCAUCACCGAAUGACACUCAUUCCUCAAGUGUUCCCGCAGCGAGCGCGACAAGCAUCGUGCGCAGCUUUCCUACGAUUCUCCCGUCCGAUAUCGUCUCCCUCGUCGAGAAGCCGUGCUCUGCGGACCUCAACAGCAGCGCCCAGGCCCUGCGGGUCAAACUGGAGUUGGCUCUGUCUUACGCGUUGCUUCGGCGGCAGGGCGGCCCUGAUAGUGUCGCGGACACAGAGUGGCAGAGCGUCCUGCGGAGUGGCCAACUCACUGCAGCCUUCGAGGCAGCGUCCGGGCUCGUGCGAAAGACAAGAAGCAAGACCACGGCGGCAAUUGACGAUCGUGCGAUGGAGGGCAUGAAGCAGCUUCUGGCUGCAGUCAGCGUGUGCUGAGCAUUGGCGCGGUGGGGCCAUUGAUGCCAUUCCUAGGAAUAUUGAGUGUUGACGCGGCGACAGGCCGGUCGGUCGGUGGUGUACUUCAAGCUUGGAGUCACCUCCAUCUAUCAGCGCUGACGGUGACCGUGAAAUUGGAAGCGUACGCCCUCGGCAACGGUCUCACGCUGUCAGGGUUGUCUCUAGAUCUCCGGCUGCAUACGGCG